AUGUGUGAAAAUGAGGCGUUGGGUGAGGGUCCCGCCUCCCUCGCCCUCCUGCGUCGCCGAGCCUCACCCCCUCCUCCGACGUCCGGUUAUCACCCAGACCCCCCACCCGCCGACCAGACCACUCCAACAGCCCGGACCGCCCGCCAAUCCACCUCAACGCUGCCCCCAGGCCCUCCUACGACGCGAGGGACGUCCCGUCCCUCCUCGCCCGGCUCCCGCGACCCUCCCCCCCUCCCCCGUCGCGGCGUCCUUUUCCUCGCCCGACUGCCCAACCCACCCCCCGCCUCCCUCCUCCGUCCCCGCCUUGAAGCGCUGGGCGCCCCCCCCUCCGGGCACCCGCGUUCCCACCUAACCCCUUCCCCGCUCGCCGCUCUCCCAGUCCCAGCUCCCCGGCGCGGCGACACCCCCCCCCUUCAUACCGGCGACCCACCCCACCUCAAUCUCCCCAAACUCACCGACCCAACGUCCGUCCCCGUCAUGGCACCCGCCCUGACCGACCCCCCUCCGUCGGCUCGGCCCGUCCUCCCCGCUCUCGCUUCAUCUCCAGCGCGUCCCCCACCCCCUAACCGCCACACCCCCUCCUCCCCGGUCGCUUCCACCCACCGGCCCCUAGGAGCCCCUCGCUCCCCUACCCUCCGCCCCCCGCCCCCCCCUCACCGAGCCCCGCCACCUCGCCACGCGUCCCGGUCCCGCUCCAGUCGACAACGCUUCUCCCGCCCCCAGGCCCCGCCCUCCGGGUCCUGCGACCUCCUCCAACGACCCCACUCUCCCCGGCACCCGGGCCCCGCCUCCGCUCAACCAGCGACCUACAAGGGCGACACCCCCCCCGGCCUCCUGCCCCCCCCAUUUAGCGCGUCUCAGCCGCCGCCAGCUGGGGUCCGGACUCACACCCCGCCCAGCUGCAAUGCUAGGCCUGGUCCCAGCCCCCCCCCCGGCCCACGAAGGCCAAUCGCCGUCUCCCCUCGCGGCCCUCGCCCGGCCGGCCUAGUCUCCUCCGCGCCGCCCGCCGGGCUCCUCGGCGUCCGGGCUCCUCGUUCCGCCCCCGACCCCCCUUCAGUCCCUCACACCCUUCCGCCCACCGCGCCGCCCGUUCCCCGCGCGAACAGGCAGUCAGGCCUACCCCCCGCCGCGCCACCACCCGCACAUCAUCUGGCCAACCGAUCACGCGUCCCUCUCAAACCUCCCGCCCUCAGGGACUCAGGCCCCCCCUCGCCCACCCCCGUGCCCUCCGGUCCCCCGCGCUCCUACGGCGGCCCGGGGCCCAGAGCCCAAACCCCUCUCCCCCUCCCAGCCCCCCCUCGCCCCAUCUCCCACGGCGCCCCCGAAUCGCCCCCGAAUCCCCCGCCGCCCCCCCCUCCUCCGGCACUCCUUCCACCGCCCCCCCCGGAGGACCUCGGGCCACCGCCGUCCAACGGGCAGGGUGGAACUCCCUCCCCUCCCUCAGCCACCGACUCCUCACGUAUCUGCCCCCGCGGAUCGCCCCCCCCCCUCCCCGACGAGCGUCCCCCCCCGGAUUCUCCCCGCCACCCCUCAUCAUCACGCCCUCCUCGGCUCCGGCCCCCCCACCAGCCGAGUACUUCCCACGCCUAG
Indicator indicator is the source of this 1590-nucleotide messenger RNA. RefSeq names its product basic proline-rich protein-like. The record is from RefSeq and is a predicted model, not a curated record. NCBI's taxonomy places the organism in Eukaryota, Metazoa, Chordata, Aves, Piciformes, Indicatoridae. The transcript is spliced from 5 exons. The coding region runs from base 1 to 1590 and encodes 529 amino acids.